Debaryomyces fabryi is the source of this 1008-nucleotide messenger RNA. RefSeq lists its product as uncharacterized. NCBI's taxonomy places the organism in Eukaryota, Fungi, Ascomycota, Pichiomycetes, Serinales, Debaryomycetaceae. The transcript has a single exon. Gene Ontology annotation, biological process: zinc ion import across plasma membrane. Gene Ontology annotation, molecular function: low-affinity zinc ion transmembrane transporter activity. The record is from RefSeq and is a predicted model, not a curated record. Gene Ontology annotation, cellular component: plasma membrane. Bases 1 to 1008 code for a protein of 335 amino acids.
AUGACAAGAUCAUAUCUUUUUACAAGGGAUGUGUGUAGUUCACAGAAUCACUUUAACGGAGAGAAUCUAGGUGCUAGGGUUUCGGCUGUGUUCGUAAUCCUAGCUGUUUCUGCGUUUGGGGCAUUUUUUCCAUUAGUUGUACAACGAUGCCCUUAUUUUAAUCUACCUAAGUGGUGUUUCUUUAUCACAAGAUACUUUGGGUCAGGUGUUAUAGUAGCUACAGGGUUCAUUCAUCUAUUAGCUGAAGCAGACAAAGCACUUUCAGAUAAUUGUCUUGGUGGAAUUUUUGCAGAAUACCCAUGGGCAGAAGGAAUAGCACUUAUGGGUGUAUUUUUCAUGUUCUUUCUCGAUAUAGUAGCUCACAAACGUCUUGAGGAUAAGGCAAAUAAGAAAGAAAAGUUAAAGGUUGAAAUAGCGGAAGUGCAAAGUGAAAAUUCACUCGAAAUGCAAGAUAUCAAAGAAGAAAUCAAAGAAGAUACAUCUGGAGAUGAUAAUGCUACACCGACAGAGAAUGUGUAUCAGCAAAUCCUAAAUUCGUUUGUGCUAGAAUUCGGAAUAAUAUUUCAUUCUGUUUUUGUGGGGUUAUCAUUGGCAAUUGCGGGGGAUGAGUUCAAAGCUCUUUACGUAGCAAUUGCCUUUCAUCAAAUGUUUGAAGGAUUGGGUUUAGGCACACGGUUUGCCAUGACUCCGUGGCCAAAAGACAAACAAUACAUUCCUUGGAUUUUAGCUUUAGCUUACAGUUUGACUACCCCGAUAGCUAUUGCAAUUGGUCUUGGUGUGCGAAAUUCUUAUCCACCGGGAUCAAGGGUUGCAUUAAUCACUACAGGUUGCUUCGAUGCCUUGUGUAGUGGAAUUUUAAUUUACAACAGUUUGGUAGAAUUAAUGGCCUAUGAUUUUAUUUUUUCUCCCGAAUUUAAAGGCGAUAAUGGUAUGCAAAAAAUGCUUUGGGCAUAUUUUUGUUUAGCAUUUGGAGCAGCAAUCAUGGCAUUAAUUGGAAAGUGGGCAUAA